UUUUUUAUAACUCCACACCUUCUAUAGAUAACUCAACCCAACCUUCUAUAUCUACCCCAAUUUAAGAAGGCAACUUUCUCAUCUUCUCCAGGCAUGUCUAAAGCAAAUGUAAGAAAACAGAUUCUGGAGAAGAACAGCAUUUUCAUCAAAGAAAAAGAGAAGCCACUAAGUAGUCAAGGGCUCUUCACUAAACACCUUAAGAGAGUUUAUCCAAUUGGGCUACACAGAAGCUCUUCAUCACUAUCCCUAUCAUCUGUGUCAUUAUCUUUGUCACAGAACUCAAAUGAUUCUUCUCUUACAGAUUGUUCAGCGACUCCAUUGGAACAGAAGAUAUCCUUGGCGCUUCGCCUAAUUUCACCAUCGGAAAGAAGAGAAGUCCCAGUGGCUAGAAACUUCCAAACACGGCAGCAGCGGCAGCAGCAACAGCAAAAGCAAGAUCAGGGGUCUAAUGAUGGGGAGUUGAAGAGGUGCAACUGGAUUACAAAGAACAGUGAUAAAGUUUAUGUAGCAUUUCAUGAUGAAUUCUGGGGAGUUCCGGUAUACGACGAUAUACAAUUGUUCGAGCUGCUUGCGUUGUCUGGUAUGUUGAUGGACUAUAAUUGGACAGAGAUCUUGAAAAGAAAGGAACUGUUCAGAGAAGCUUUUGACGGAUUCAAUCCAAAUAUUGUUGCGAAAAAGGGAGAGAAAGAAAUCAUGGAGAUAGCCUCCAAUAAGGCGAUCAUGUUGGCUGAGAGCAGGGUGAGGUGCAUAGUAGACAAUGCCAGAUGCUUACUGAAGAUUGCAAGGGAGUUUGGAUCUUUUAGUAACUACAUGUGGGGUAAUGUAAAUUUCAAACCAACAAUCAACAGAUAUAAGUAUCCGAGAAAUGUUCAACUAAGGUCUCCGAAAGCAGAAGCCAUUAGCAAGGAUCUACUGAAGCGUGGAUUUCGAUUCGUCGGACCAGUGAUAGUGUACUCAUUCAUGCAAGCAGCAGGGCUGACAAUUGAUCAUCUUGUAGAUUGUUAUAGGUAUGGUGAAUGCGUAAGCCUUGCAGAAAGACCACGGAGGCAUAUCUAAUGUUCAUAGCAAUUCCACUUGUCCUUGAACAUUAAGCUCUCAGAUUAUUUAUUAAUGGCCUUCUCUGCUAGCAUAGCUCUUGAUCGUAUACCUUUGUUUUGGACAUUGACAAGUUAUUUGUUUUGUUAUUUGCCGGUGACUUUCAUGGAUGAAUAAGACUAAAAUACUUAAAAUCA
Messenger RNA from Populus trichocarpa (black cottonwood), 1232 nucleotides. RefSeq lists its product as uncharacterized. The transcript has 5 exons. Gene Ontology annotation, molecular function: DNA-3-methyladenine glycosylase activity. NCBI's taxonomy places the organism in Eukaryota, Viridiplantae, Streptophyta, Magnoliopsida, Malpighiales, Salicaceae. Bases 94 to 1056 code for a protein of 320 amino acids. Gene Ontology annotation, biological process: base-excision repair. The record is from RefSeq and is a predicted model, not a curated record.